UCUAAAAAUGAAUUUUAAAAGUUCUAUCUAGAUCUAGAUCUAGAUUCUACUUCUAGAUUAGAUUCCAAAUCAGUGUAAAGUAUUUUAGAUUUUACUACUGGAUUUACCCGGUAAUCUCACGAUAUAGCGUCGGAAAUUAUCUGACUCCUAUCUAGCUAUCUACUAUUACUUAAUACUAUGAACCUUCAACCCCUGACGACCUGCCCAAAGCACAACUGUUUGAACACACAGUACAGAUAGUUUUGUCAGAAUAAUAAGGCUAAAAAGAAAAUUUGAUCCCAUUGCACAGCCAUUAAAGGAUAAUUUGAGCCCAUUGUGCAGCUAUUAAUAGUAUUUAAUUUGAGUCAAUUGCACAUCUAUUAAGACUAGAAAAUGGAUUCUGGCCACUCAAUUAUCAUCAAGCGUGUACUCUCAGCACUUUUUUAUGGAGUAUCAUCUAUGCUUAUAGUAAUUGUGAACAAACUUGUUUUAACAUCUUAUGGUUUUCCCUCAUUUCAAGUGCUAGGAUUAGGGCAGAUAAUCUCAGGAAUCUGUGUUUUACAUGCUGCCAAAGUAUUCAGACUGGUUAAUUUUCCUGACUUGUCCAUGGACACUAUAGGAAAGGUUUGGCCACUACCUGUUAUAUACUUAGCAAACUUAAUUUUUGGGCUUGGAGGGACAAAAAAACUAAGCCUGCCAAUGUUUACAGUCCUGCGUAGAUUCUCUAUUUUAUUUACAAUGAUAGCUGAAUAUUACAUUUUGAAUGUGCGAGCCAGUAGAUUUGUACAGUUUACAGUUUACCUCAUGAUACUUGGUGCAGUGAUAGCAGCAGGAGCUGAUCUCGCCUUUGAUUUGAUGGGAUAUUCAUUUAUUUUAUUAAAUGAUUUGGCAACAGCUGCUAAUGGUGUUUACACUAAGCAGAAAUUGGAUGCUAAGGGUCUUGGCAAAUAUGGGCUGUUGUACUACAACUCUUUAUUUAUGUUCCUGCCAACAUUUAUGUUAUGUAUGUACAGUGGAGAGUUAGUUGAGGCUAUGAUGUUCACAGAGUGGGCAGACCCUGUCUUUUUGCUUUAUUUUGCACUGUCAUGUUUGAUGGGCUUUGUGUUGAACUUCUCUGUUAUACUGUGUACAGCUCACAACUCUGCCCUUACCACUACUAUUGUUGGCGUCUUAAAAAAUUUGCUAGUUACCUACCUUGGAAUGUUUCUUGGUGGAGAUUACAUAUUCUCAUUAACAAAUUUUAUUGGAAUCAAUAUUAGUGUCUUGGGCAGCAUCCUGUACACCUAUGUGACAUUCCGUCAUAGACCAGUGCCUCCCACUCCCGAAAUCACGCUCAAAGGAACAGAUCCUGAGAUGAAUAUCCGAAUUUUAUGCAGAGUAGUCAAACAAAAUGAGGUAACCAGGCAAAUAUUUUUUAUUUAAAUUUAAAAACUUUUUUGUUUUUUCUUUUACAAAAUUUAAAAAAUGAGAUGUCUUAAGAAAUCUUAAAUGCAAUACCAAAUUUAUUUUUUUAAUUUCACGCACAUAUAUAUAUGUAUGUAUACAGUGGUACAAUGAGAAUUAAUUCAUUCCUUUUCCAUAAUCUUGCUCAUACUUCAAAUUGCUCAUUAAAGCAAUUUUCUUUAUUUAAAUUAAUUAAUUAUUCAUUAAUCUGUUGGUGCAGAGAUAGGUGGUGAGAGCUUUACUUAGUACACUUAAAUUUUUCUAGUCUAUCAAAGCUAAAAACAACCAUGUUUGUUGGGAUACUCAUGUUGAGGUACCACUGUAAAUACAUACACAUAUAUUAUGUGACAGUUAAGUUUACUCAAAUAGUUGAAUAUUUUAAAAUAUUUUAUUUAUUGUUUUUUCGUUUUAAAGAUAUUUUUAAAGGCAGUUACUAUGAGUAUUUUCAUAAGCAGUUAAAUAUUUAAUAAACCUAAGCUUAAAUUUAAGUUGAAACAGGAUGUAAAAUUUUUUGUUUCUUUGUUAUGGGCCAAUUUAUCCAUCUUGCUUUCAAUUUAACCCUGGUAGUAUCUGGUCUUUUAUUUAGAAAAUUAGUUUAGGCCUAGUACUAGUAAAUAAUUGACUGCCACUGGUAAAGUUUUGUUAACAUUUUUUUUUUAACUCUACAUAUAAAAUGUAAAUAAACAAAUAGGUUACAUUUGACAAAUGUAGUAGGAAAGAAAAAACAUUUCUUACAUUGUAAAAAUAACAAUUUUAAUUAACUCUGGGAAAAAAAAGAGGUGAACAUGUAAUUUAAAACAAAACUGAAGAAAAGCAGGCAGUUGUAAUACCACUCCUAAAAUAGGAUAGUUUUUUUUUUACUACUUAUAGUUGUUGCCAAUCAACUUAACACUUUGUGAUAAACAUGGAACUGUAAUUUUGAAAGAUUUUUUGUAUAUAAUGAUCUAUAACAUAAGAUGGGUAUAAUUAUCAGUUGUGUAUUUUUUGUGAGAAUAUUGACAUUGUGACACAUACUCUGUUGAACAAAUAAACUAGUUCAUAAAUUUGGGAGAUAAAGUCUUUAUCUCACUAGGUUGUGUACCUGCUUUAAUAAUUAUGCUUAGCAUCAUUUAGCACACAACCUUUGAAACUGCAUUGAGACAGGACAUUAA
Physella acuta is the source of this 2573-nucleotide messenger RNA. Its product is annotated as nucleotide sugar transporter SLC35D1. The record is from RefSeq and is a predicted model, not a curated record. NCBI's taxonomy places the organism in Eukaryota, Metazoa, Mollusca, Gastropoda, Physidae.